Arxiozyma heterogenica is the source of this 1605-nucleotide messenger RNA. It is a transcript of the gene PTM1, whose product is annotated as Ptm1p. The record is from RefSeq and is a predicted model, not a curated record. The transcript has a single exon. Bases 1 to 1605 code for a protein of 534 amino acids. Gene Ontology annotation, biological process: retrograde transport, endosome to Golgi. NCBI's taxonomy places the organism in Eukaryota, Fungi, Ascomycota, Saccharomycetes, Saccharomycetales, Saccharomycetaceae. Gene Ontology annotation, cellular component: membrane; Golgi apparatus.
AUGAGAUUUUUAUUACGUGUUAAAAGGUCUUUUUUAACAACAAGCCUCCUUUUACUCUCGCAAAUAGCAACCUUUUCCUUGGCAAAUAAGGAAAAAAUUAAUGAAAAGAAUUAUGAAGUAUGUGCUGGUAUGUACUCUAAGGAUGAUUGGGGUGGAAAAAUUGAUCCAUUUAUUUCUUUCAAUGUAAAGAAAUUCCAAAAAGAUAUAGCGGACACAGAUGGGCUAUUAUCCGUAGCCAUAUACGAUUUCCAAGAUUAUCUCCAUCUUGGUGCCAAUUUAGCAGACGGUUCUAAACAAUAUGUUUGCGAUGAUUAUGCAGUCAGUGCUGAAUUAUGUUCAGAAGAUGAUUUAGGUAACUUUAUUAUUGAAACAGAAGCUUACGAUCCUUACACAAAGGAAAAUAAAACAUUGAUCAAUCCAAUUAUGACAUUUUCCCAGGAUUUUGUUGGUUUACAUGAUACUAAAUAUCCUGUAACAAAAACCGGGUUUUAUUGUGUAACAGUUUUUACCAGUUCCUAUGAUGUUAAAUUUGAUGCUAUAGUCAAUUUUAGAAAUGCAUAUGGCCAUUUAGCUGGUUCUGAAGUGAACAAAUUACCUCUUUAUGGGCUAUUGGCGAUUGGUUAUGUCAUUGCAAUGGCCUUAUAUUUUUUCGCCUUUUGGAAACAUAAGCACGAAUUGUUACCAUUACAAAAAUAUUUGUUAGCAUUCUAUGUAUUUUUAACUGCUGAAACUAUUUUUGUGUGGGCUUACUAUGAUAUCAAAAAUGAAAAGGGUAACGUAGCAGGCACUAAAGUUUAUAUGGUAUUUUUAUCCUUGCUAACAGCUGGUAAAUUAAUUUUCUCAUUCUUCAUUUUAUUGGUAAUUUCCUUAGGUUAUGGUAUUGUAUACCCUAAAUUAAACAAAACUUUAAUGAGACGUUGCCAAUUCUAUGCAAUUUUUAGUUUCCUAAUUUGUUCGGUCUUUUUAGUACAAAGUUAUUUAGAAGAUGCUGAAAACCCAUCUCCAUUCAUUUUAAUUACUUUCAUUCCUCUCGCACUUUGCAUGCUAGGUUUCUACUUAAUGAUUUUAAGGUCCAUGACUCAAACUGUAAGAUACUUAAAAGAACAAAGACAGGUAGUGAAGUUAAACAUGUACAAGAAAUUGUUGAUUAUUAUUUACACCUCUUUGAUUGUGUUGAUGAUUGGAUUUAUAAUUACCAUUAUAAUUUUUUCUAGUAUGAACACAAUAGCUAUGAUUGAAAAGAAUUGGAGAUCUAGAUUCUUCUUUACUGAUUUCUGGCCAACUUUAGUCUAUUUUGUUGUCUUUGUCAUAAUUUCUUUCUUAUGGAGACCAACAGAUACAUCAUACAUGUUAGCUGUCUCCCAACAAUUACCUACUGAUCCUGAGAAUGUAGCUGAUUUUGAUUUAAGUGACCUUCAAUCAUUGGGUGAUCAAUUUAAUGAUAGUGACUUAGAACAUCAUGACGAUCAAAGCAUUAUUACUAAUGAAGAACACACAUACAACAGCAAUCCACACUCUGAUAGUAAUGCUGCAAAUCCACAAGAAGAAGACUUGGACUUCUCUGAUCAUGCAAAUGAACAUGAAACUGUCAAUCAUACCAAAUAA